UGAAUUUUCAUCUCUACGCUUGCGCAGAAAGUAAACAUGUUAAUAUAUAAAUAAUCGAUUGUUUAUAGAUACAUACUUGACUCUUAGUUUCAAUAGAACUAUUCAAAAUAAGCGGUGUUUAGAAAUCACGAGUACUAGAUUGAAAGCCAGCUGUGUGCGGUAUCUACUUUAGCGCCAAACCGCUUUGGAACAUUGAAUGUGAGCUGUCGUAGCAAAAGCUACCACAACGGCAAAUUGUUGCUUUUGUGAAUCAUUAUAGCUAUUUUUCAAUUUUCUUUUUUUAAAUAAAGUUAUUAUUUUAGUAACGUGUAGCUAUGACCCUGUAUGUGGACAAGUACCGGCCUAGAGAUCUAGACAGCAUCGAUUAUCACAAAAAGCAGGCGGCAUGGUUAAAACGAUUAGCCCAAGGUGGCGACCUGCCUCACCUUCUGAUCUAUGGUCCACCUGGUUCGGGUAAGAAGACCCGCGUCAUGGCGACUCUUAAGGAACUUUAUGGCGGAGGCGUUGACAGAUUGAGGAUCGAGCAGCAAGUGUUUACGACACAAAGCAAAAAAAAGAUCGAACUUCGAACGUUAUCUUCGAACUAUCAUAUCGAAGUGAACCCAUCAGAUGUCGGAAAUCAGGAUCGAGUUGUCAUCCAGGAGCUCUUAAAGGGCAUCGCUCAAACUCACAAUGUCGCUGUCCAAGCUCAACAAGAUAAGGAAGAACGCAAGAAAACGUUCAAAGUCGUCAUCCUUACUGAAGUUGAACGAUUGUCAAAAGAGGCCCAGCACGCAUUACGUCGUACCAUGGAAAAAUAUAUGGCAAGUUGUAGGCUUAUUCUUAUGUGCAAUUCAACGACGAAGGUUAUUCCAGCUAUUCGGAGCAGAUGUCUUGGACUACGGGUUCCUGCUCCCACGGCACAUGAAAUUGUGGGAAUUCUUCAAGGAAUCUCGAAGCGGGAAAAUCUGUCUUUACCUGAGGAGUUAGCAAAACGUAUCGCCGCAGAGUCAUAUGGGAAUCUGCGUAAGGCCAUUCUUAUGCUUGAGGCUAUCCGUGUUAAACAGUUUCCGUUCGCACCUAACCAAGACGUCAUCCUACCGGAUUGGGAAGUGUACAUCCGAGAUACGGCCAACGAAAUCAUCAAAGAACAAAGUCCUCAAAAGUUGUUCGCUGUCAGGGAACGGAUCUAUGAAUUAUUAUCACAUCUUGUACCUCCACAGCUACUCUUUGAGGAGCUGGUUCAGCGAUUGCUGGAGAAGACCGAUGAUUCCUUAAAAAAACGUGUGAUAUCAGAGGCCGCAACUUAUGAACAUCGGAUGCAGCUCGGAUCAAAGCCCAUCUUUCACAUCGAGGCCUUCAUUGCCAAAUACAUGGCUCUGUAUCGUGAAUACCAAGAGGAGGCCGUCGCCAUGUUUGAUUGAAUUGCUUGUUGAUAAAGCUGCUCGUUUAAGCUAACCAUCUUGUUCAGUUCGGGAUACCUUUUCUCGUCGGAUAAGGACCGACUAGACACAACAUGUUCAAUGCACAAGAAGGGAAUACUAUCUACUAAAUGAUAGCUUUGACACAACAUGUUCAAUGCACAAGAAGGGAAUACUAUCUACUAAAUGAUAGCUGAAAACCGUUAAGAUUCUUCAAGCUGCAUUGGAAAUAUCCUAUAUGAAGUGUUUUUACAAGGAUGAUGGAAUCAAACUGCACGCUUAUGACUGAAGAUGUUCAUCUUACGUAGUUCAUUGAGAAAAACCGUUAACCGAUGAGACGUCACGGAUAUUGAUAGUCUUUGUUUUUGUACAAACGAAAUAUCUUGAAAUAAGAGUGCGAGGUAUCAUUCUAUUUAGCAUAAAUUUAUAUUCAAAAUUAGGCAGGAUCUAUAUAGAAUUCAUCAAUUAAGAAUAUAAAUGUAAUCAUAAAGAUGCACCAGGAUUAUAUAUACGGUACAUAUAUUUCUAUUGUACGUUUGGUGAAGCUGCCUUUAAUUUUAUGAGUGAUUACGAGUGGAUGGCAUCCAUACGCAUUCAUAAACAACUUUAAAAAAUUUUGAAGAAUAUAACCGUAUGUAAGAAUUGCAGCUUUAUGCCCAGUGCGUAAGAAAAAUAUUUAACUAGACAUUUAUACAGCCAUAUAAGGUACUGUUCUGACCUAUUGCAAAAGACGCCAACGGAGUGUAUCGUUAAUGUUGAAUACACCGAUGCUCGAUAAAGAACGCGAAACAGAAAAAGGAAUUAAAAAUGAUAACUCAUUUUGUUCUUCAUAAUCCAAUUGCAUCAUGUUAUCCUGGACGAGCUUCCAAUGCCACUUAAGGGAGUCAGACGAGGUUGAAACUCGGGUUCAGUCGGUAGCCAUGGUACAAACCGUCACCCGGGCAUUAA
Molecule: messenger RNA, 2348 nt
Organism: Varroa destructor (honeybee mite)
Lineage: Eukaryota; Metazoa; Arthropoda; Arachnida; Mesostigmata; Varroidae
Gene: RfC38
Product: replication factor C subunit RfC38
Biological process (GO): DNA repair; DNA-templated DNA replication
Cellular component (GO): nucleus; DNA replication factor C complex
Molecular function (GO): DNA binding; ATP hydrolysis activity; DNA clamp loader activity
Source: RefSeq, a predicted model, not a curated record